Molecule: messenger RNA, 384 nt
Organism: Ziziphus jujuba (common jujube)
Lineage: Eukaryota; Viridiplantae; Streptophyta; Magnoliopsida; Rosales; Rhamnaceae
Product: rust resistance kinase Lr10-like
Exons: 2
Coding region: 1-384 (127 amino acids)
Biological process (GO): protein phosphorylation
Molecular function (GO): ATP binding; protein kinase activity
Source: RefSeq, a predicted model, not a curated record
AUGUUAGAGAAAUCCAAGGCUAAUGGGCAAGAAUUCAACAAUGAAGUUUUUACUGUUGGAAGCAUUCACCAUGUCAAUGUCGUGGUUUCUAAUUUCAAGCUGGCAAGAUUAUCUCCCUUAGGCAAUAGCAUUGUCUCUCUUACCGUAGCAAGAGGAACCAUAGGGUACAUAGCUCUAGAGUUGCUUUACAAGAAUAUUGGUGCGGUUUCUAUCAAAGCAGAUGUUUAUAGUUUCAGAAUGCUAUUGAUGGAAAUGGCUAGUAGAAGAAAGAAUUUAAAUGCUGGUGCAGAUCAUACAAGUCAAAUUUACAUUCCUUCAUGGAUUUAUGAUCAAUUCAAAGAAGGAAACGACGUUGAAAUGGAUGGUGGAAUAGAGGAUGAAUAA